AUGUCGAGCUUGAGGCGGACAUUUGUCGCAGAGCAAGAACGCACGGACGGGUGUGUGCACGUCUUGCUGAUCACCACAGGAAGUGUUGCCUCCAUCAAGGCACCUCUCAUUGUGUCUGAACUUCUGUCCUAUCGUAAUGUGAAAGUUGAAGUCGUGUCCACGAAAUCCUCAUUGGCGUUUUUUGACGCCGCGGCAGUGGCUGGUGCCAGAGUAUGGCGCGACGAAGACGAAUGGACGGAAGAUGGUGGAUACAGAAUUGGAGACCCUAUCUUGCACAUCGAGCUGCGCCGCUGGGCAGACGUUGUUCUCAUUGCGCCCUGCUCCGCCAAUACGCUAUCCAAGAUUGCGCAUGGGAUUUGUGAUAACCUUGUGACGUCGUUGCUGCGUGCUCUGGCUCCGACGACGCCUACUUAUGUCUUUCCCGCCAUGAAUACAUUGAUGUACGAACACCCCUUGACGAACGACCAUAUCCGCAUCGUGCGUGAUGUGAUAGGAUAUCAGAUAGUCGGUCCUAUAGGCAAGAAACUUGCAUGUGGAGACAUUGGGUUGGGAGCCAUGACAGAGUGGAAGGAUAUUGUUCAGAUCGUUGUUGAUAAAUUCCAACUUCUCCGCGUCCCUGACAGUUAACAGUCGCAAGCAUUAUUUUUGAUACAUGUAAACUUACAGUAUAAUAAUGUACCUUUAGCCCUA
Molecule: messenger RNA, 690 nt
Organism: Postia placenta MAD-698-R-SB12
Lineage: Eukaryota; Fungi; Basidiomycota; Agaricomycetes; Polyporales; Adustoporiaceae
Exons: 5
Coding region: 1-627 (208 amino acids)
Biological process (GO): coenzyme A biosynthetic process
Cellular component (GO): phosphopantothenoylcysteine decarboxylase complex
Molecular function (GO): FMN binding; phosphopantothenoylcysteine decarboxylase activity
Source: RefSeq, a predicted model, not a curated record